Messenger RNA from Topomyia yanbarensis, 1365 nucleotides. RefSeq lists its product as uncharacterized. The transcript has 3 exons. Lineage: Eukaryota; Metazoa; Arthropoda; Insecta; Diptera; Culicidae. The record is from RefSeq and is a predicted model, not a curated record. The coding region runs from base 28 to 1365 and encodes 445 amino acids.
AUACUUUGAUUUUACUUAUAUUAGAGGAUGUCCUAUAACAACUAUUCAGUAGUUCAAUGCUCGUUUGAUGAGGAGGAAUCGUAUCUUUGCGUACUGCCUUCUUCAUGGGUCGUGGAAAAAGGUUGGAACAAAGGUGUUCGUGAUAAAUUAACGGCAUUAGACGGAGGAGAUAUUUGUUACUGGCCGGCGAAAGCUGCUGGCUACCGAUUGCUGGAAAAAGCCAAGAAAACUACCAACAUAAGCAUCGACAAAAAAUUGCUUAUCCCUUACCGAUGCAAAAUUAAACGUAUUGGUUUUGAAACGUACAAUGAUGCAUGCAAAGAACAGAAGCUAAUGGAAAUGCACUCAGAUACAGAUAAUACCGUACCGAAAAAGCGUAUGAAUACUGAUACAAGAGCUGCAGAUAUGUUUGUGGAAAUUCUUGGCAAAAAACAAAAUGCCACACCAAGGGCAGAUUUAGUUCCGAGCUUAUCCACAGCUGCUGGUGAUCAAACACCAACGAAUAAAAGAUAUCUGGCGGAAGGACUUACUGACGAUUCAUUCAACAGUGAUUUGGACGGUUCUGUGCAGAACAAGCACAUCCCUCUUAAACAACUAUCUUUGCAACAAGGCAUCCUUCCAUCUCGCAAAGAGCCCGUUUCAGAUUCGCAAGAGGAAACCAUCACAUUGAGAUCACUGUUCGAACGAGUACAGAACUUGGCGACUCAAUUGGACCGAUGCUUGCUCAUGCUUUCACAAGUGAACGCAAAACUUGAUACAAUAGGCUCGCGUAAUCAUUUGGUAGAGCCUAAUAACGAAGAUCAAAUUGAAGUGAAACAAAAUGUACUGCAGCCUGUCACGAAUCUUGCCGAGUUGGAAGCCGUUGAUGAAAUGUGUAGCGAUGAUAGGUUCGUUGAGAGUGUAAUCAAAUCGAUGGGCAAAGUGCACGAUCGCCGAUUUUUACGGGACGUAUCAUGGACUGGUGUGAGCAAAACAAAAGAUAAACAUGGAAAACCAAAAACAAAGAUCGCUUUUUCUAAGUACAAUAAGUUUAUUGACGUUUUCUUCCAAACCGUUCUUAAUGCUGACGAGUUGUUCAGUUUGGAAGCUUGUCAUAAAUUCCUUAAGCAAUGCAUUCGAAAUUCAAAGCAGCGGCUUGAGGACAUAAAGCAAAUCCGCACUUCUGUAUCAAGAAAGAGAUGCCGGAAAAACGUGAGAAUGGAAGAACAAUUGGAAAAAAGAGAUGAUACCUCGGAAGACAGACCAAGCGAUGAUGAACUCGACAACAAUGCAUCUCAUCAGACAGAAGACCUUACAGAUUCUCAGGGAAUGAUAAUUGAAUUCCUGGAAGAGACUGUUCUCAAAUCAGAACCUGUAGUGGAGUAA